Molecule: messenger RNA, 1125 nt
Organism: Closterium sp. NIES-65
Lineage: Eukaryota; Viridiplantae; Streptophyta; Zygnematophyceae; Desmidiales; Closteriaceae
Source: the annotation of a GenBank genome assembly
AUGGACGAUCGCACUAAGGGCCUGGUGCUGGCGGUGACGUCGAGCGUGUUCAUCGGCGGCAGCUUCAUCGUCAAGAAGAAGGCCCUCCGCAUGUCCGCCGUCUCGGGUAUCAGAGCCGGCAUGGGAGGUCAUUCAUACCUCAAGGAGCCACUGUGGUGGGUCGGAAUGAUAUCCAUGGUGUUGGGAGAGUUUGCCAACUUUGCAGCGUACGCCUUUGCACCAGCCAUCCUCGUCACACCGCUGGGCGCGCUCAGCAUCAUAAUCAGCGCCAUACUAGCGCACAUGCUGCUGGACGAAAAGCUGCACGUGCUGGGGUGGCUGGGGGCGACGCUGUGUGUGGUGGGGUCCAUAGCCAUCGUGCUGCACGCCCCCCAGGAGAAGGACAUCGACAACGUCAAGCAGCUCUGGGCGCUCGCCACUGAACCAGCGUUUGUGAGCUACUCAGUGACGACGCUGGCAAUCAGUGUGUUCCUCAUCUUUGUGCUGGCGCCACGCUACGGCUCCACCAACGUCCUCGUCUACCUCGCCAUCUGCUCGCUGCUCGGCUCCAUCUCCGUGGCGAGCUGCAAGGCCCUAGGGAUUGCAGUGAAGCUGACCCUGUACGGAGACAACCAGCUCUUCUACCCUGAAACCGCCUUCUUCGCCGUCGCCCUCGCUGCCUGUGCUGUCACACAAAUCAACUACCUCAACAAGUCGCUAGACACGUUCAACACAGCAGUGGUGACGCCCAUAUACUACGUCAUGUUCACCACGCUCACCAUAGUGGCCUCUGUGAUAAUGUACAAGGACUGGGCGGGGCAGACAGGGGAGCAGGUGCUCAUGGAGUUCUGCGGCUUCCUCACCAUCCUCAUCGGCACCUACCUGCUCCAUGCCACAAAGGACUUUGCGGGAGACUCCUCCCGCCUGCACCUCUUCGACCCCUCUGCUCGUACGUGCUCUCCCUUCCCCUUCUCUCCUGUGUGCUCUCUCUUCCCCACGUCGUCCCUCACUAAAGUGCACCACCAUUUCACGCCUGCCAAGAACCCGACAGCCCUCAAGGGGCACAUAGGGCUGGGCACGAUGCCAUCUGGGGGCUCCAAGGAUGAUAAAGACGACCUUGACCCCGAGGCCAAACCGCUGCUGUGA